Molecule: messenger RNA, 1488 nt
Organism: Ipomoea triloba (trilobed morning glory)
Lineage: Eukaryota; Viridiplantae; Streptophyta; Magnoliopsida; Solanales; Convolvulaceae
Product: probable cinnamyl alcohol dehydrogenase 1
Exons: 6
Coding region: 242-1309 (355 amino acids)
Molecular function (GO): zinc ion binding; oxidoreductase activity, acting on the CH-OH group of donors, NAD or NADP as acceptor
Source: RefSeq, a predicted model, not a curated record
AAACCAUCCAUCUUUCAAAGCUUCAAUCUCUAACUCUAUUAAUCGCUAUUGUUUUUUACUUGCUCCCAGAUUUGCUUACUCUUAUACCCUUGAUUGUUAUAAUUUCUAUGGUCUAUUAUUACUACUAUAAGCAACAAAGAGAAAGAAACAGCUAUGGAAUUAGAUGGAAAAAUGAUUUUAGAUAAUUUAUUUUCUUGUAAGAUUUUUGAUACUGUGAUUCUUCUUCCCAGAAUUUACAAGCAUGGCUUCUUCACAGUCAACGGACAACUGCCUCGGAUGGGCUGCCAGAGAUCCGUCCGGAGUUCUCUCUCCUCAUAAUUUUAGCCGCAGGGUUGUUGGGAGUGAUGAUGUUUCACUAGAUAUUGCAUAUUGUGGCGUCUGUUAUGCUGAUAUUGUCUGGACAAGGAAUGUACAUGGAACAUCUAAGUACCCUUUAGUGCCUGGACAUGAGAUUGUAGGAAUUGUGAAAGAGGUUGGUUCUGGGGUUCAGCGGUUUAAAGUUGGCGACCCUGUGGGAGUUGGAACUUAUGUUAACUCUUGCAGGGAGUGUGAGUAUUGUAAUGAUGGAUUAGAAGUUCAGUGUUCAAAGGGAUCUGUUCUUACUUUUGAUGGCAUAGAUGUAGAUGGUACAGUCACCAAGGGAGGAUACUCUACUUACAUUGUUGUUCAUCAAAGGUAUUGCUACAAAAUUCCUGAAAAUUACCCUCUUGCCUCAGCAGCGCCAUUGUUGUGUGCUGGAAUUACUGUGUACACUCCCAUGAUGCGACAUAACAUGAACCAACCUGGUAAGUCGUUGGGUGUGAUUGGACUAGGUGGUCUUGGUCACUUGGCGGUGAAGUUUGGCAAAGCUUUUGGAUUGAAAGUAACAGUUUUCAGCACCAGUAUAUCAAAGAAAGAAGAAGCUCUGAAUCUUCUUGGUGCAGACAAUUUUGUGCUCUCGUCUGAUGAACAACAGAUGAUGGCACUAUCUAAAUCAUUUGACUUCCUGAUUAACACGGCAUCUGGAGAUAUCCCAUUUGAUCUAUACUUGUCACUGUUGAAGACCGCUGGUACUCUUGCUUUGGUGGGGUUCCCUAGCGAAGUGAAAUUUAGCCCCGGAAGCCUAAACUUGGGUAUGAAAUGCAUUGCUGGGAGCAUUACUGGCGGAACAAAGCUCACACAGGAAUUGCUGGAAUUUUGUGCUUCCCAGAAAAUUUACCCAGAAAUUGACAUUAUCCCUAUUCAGUAUGUGAAUGAAGCUCUUGAAAGAUUAAUAACGAAGGAUGUGAAAUAUCGGUUCGUGAUUGACAUUGGGGGCUCCCUCAAAUAGGGUGGAUGAAGAUGUUCAUCUUUUUUGUUUUUCCAGAACUCGCAGUUGUAUGUUUGGGAGUAGUUGCAAAGAAACUUGAUGACAUUAGUUCCAUGCUGUGAACAUUAUGGUACUAAAUAUUCAGUUUAUAUACUUAGCAACAAAUAUCAAAAUAAAUUGUGGUUACAUUCGGGUUUGAA